Trypanosoma grayi is the source of this 309-nucleotide messenger RNA. RefSeq lists its product as hypothetical. Lineage: Eukaryota; Euglenozoa; Kinetoplastea; Trypanosomatida; Trypanosomatidae. The annotation marks the transcript as partial. The transcript has a single exon. The record is from RefSeq and is a predicted model, not a curated record.
AUGCAUAAACUGCAGCGCGCCGUCUGUGCUCCCUUUGUAUUGUGUGUUGUUUCUUCAUUGUGCAUGCCUGUGUGUACCUUUGUGCGCCUAACGCGAUUGUGUUUGCUCCGGUCUGUUGUGUACAUCAGCUGUCACGCCCUUGUUGUGGCUGCCUCUCUCUCUCUCUCUCCCUCCGUGGGUGUCUGCUUCCCACGCCUCUCCCUGUGUUGGUACGGGCUGCAGCAAAUGAGCGGCUGCGGCAGGCGGCACCGCGCGAAGCACCUCACGCGGCAGUUCCUCGACGCCGACGGCUGGACGGGGCCGGCGCCC